Molecule: messenger RNA, 1863 nt
Organism: Cokeromyces recurvatus
Lineage: Eukaryota; Fungi; Mucoromycota; Mucoromycetes; Mucorales; Mucoraceae
Exons: 9
Coding region: 38-1834 (598 amino acids)
Biological process (GO): meiotic cell cycle; nucleotide-excision repair; double-strand break repair via homologous recombination
Cellular component (GO): nucleus; DNA replication factor A complex
Molecular function (GO): single-stranded telomeric DNA binding; damaged DNA binding
Source: RefSeq, a predicted model, not a curated record
GUUGUAUUAAUUUUUAUUUCUUUGCUUAAUUAAAAUAAUGGCACAGCUCUCAACUGGUUCUGUUAAAGUUCUUUACGAUGAGGAUAAAGCCAAUCCUCUUCAUAACAAUCCUACUGUUCAGAUAAUUAAUAUUAAGGCAGUCAAUGUUCAAGGUGGUGCUCGUCAUAGGGUUAUUGUUUCUGAUGGUGUUCACUUCAUGCAAGCUAUGCUCGCUGCGCAACAUUCUCCAUUAGUAGAAGAAGGCAAACUCAAGCGUAACAGUAUUAUCACUCUUAACGAUUUUGUUUGUAAUCCGCUUCAAAAUCGAAAAAUCUUGAUCAUUUUGAAUUUCGAUAUUGUCCAAACUGAUGUUGAAAGCAAGAUUGGUACACCUACUACUUUGGAAGGCCAUUUGCCUUCUACAAAUAGCAGCAACAAUGUUGCUAGCAGUAGUAAUCAUCCCAGUCCUACUAUUCGACAAGAAAGUUCUCCAUCUUUAGCAAACCAAUCAUUUAAUAGUGGUACUAAUAUGCAGUUAGAGGCUAACUUGACACCCAUCAAAAACUUAAAUCCCUACCAAACCAGAUGGCACAUUAAAGCAAGAGUUACUCAAAAAUCACCUAUCAAGAAAUGGCAUAAUGCUCGAGGUGAUGGUCAAUUAUUUAGUGUUAAUCUUCUUGAUCAAACAGGAGAAAUUAAAGCCACUGCUUUUAAUGAUCAGGUGGAUCGUUUAUAUAAUAUGCUUGAAGAAGGAAAAGUGUAUUAUAUUUCAAAGGCUCGUGUUACAAUGGCUAGAAAACAAUUUUCUACUUUAAAUAAUGAGUAUGAAUUGGGAUUUGAGCAUAGUACCGAAAUUGAAGCUUGUCCCGAUGGCGCUAAUAUUCCUCAAAUGAACUUUGAAUUCGUUAAGAUUGGAAACCUUGAAAAAUAUGAAAAGGGGGCUAAUAUCGAUGUUGUUGGUGUCGUUAUUGAAGAUCAAGGAGUCUCUGAGAUUGUUUCUAAAAUGACUGGAAAACCUACAAAGAAAAGAGAACUUGUAAUUGCUGAUGAUUCACUUCGAAGUGUUCGACUCACUUUAUGGGAUGUUCAAGCUAAAGAAUUUGUAUCGACGGGUAAUCCCAUCAUUGCUUGUAAAGGAGUUCGUGUGAAUGAUUUUGGUGGUCGAUCACUUUCUUUGGGUGGUAGUAGCUCUCUUAAAGUUAAUCUUGAUAUUCCUGAAGUUCAAAAUCUUCGCCGUUGGUAUAAUGAUCGAGGACAACAUGCACACUUUACAAAUUAUUCUAACAGUGGCAUGCCAAUUACUAACAGUGGUGGUGAUAUCACACAAUCCUAUAGUAAUACCAAAAUUACAUUGCAGCAGGCCAAAAAUGAUAACUUGGGAUCAAGUGACAAACCUGACUAUUUCAGUUUCCGAGGCACUGUAGCUUUCAUUAAGACCGAAAACCCAGCCUAUCCAGCCUGUCCUGACUGUAAAAAGAAAUUGUUAAUGGAAGAGAACGGUUGGCGCUGUGAGAAAUGUCAAAAGGUACAUCCUACGCCUGAAUAUCGAUACAUUUUAACAGUUAGUGUUGAAGACGCUACUUCGCAACUUUUUGUGAAUGGUUUUGAUGAAUUUGGUAAUACCUUAUUGAAGAAGAAUGCAAAUGAACUUAUGGCUUUGAAAGAAAAUAAUAUGACAGCUGCUCAACAAGUAUUUAAUCGUGCACUUUUCCAGACAUUUAACUUUAAGGUUAGAGCUAAACAAGAAACCUAUAAUGAUAUCACACGAGUUAAAUAUAAUGUUAUUGAAAGUACACCUAUUGAUUAUGUAAAGGAUGGAUAUGAAUUAGCUGCUGCUAUUGAUAAGCUUUUAUAAGUAAUAUAAUGUUGUAUUUUGCUUUGUUU